AUGGCUGUGAACAAUUACACUGUGGUGACUGAGUUCUUUCUUAUUGCAUUCACUGAGCAUCCUGAGUGGGGGCUUGCUCUCUUCCUGGUGUUUCUGAGUUUCUAUCUCGCCACUCUGUUGGGGAACUCAGGGAUGAUCAUCCUGAUCCGCAAAGAUCGCCGGCUCCACACCCCGAUGUACUUCUUCCUCAGCCAGCUUUCUUUUGUGGACAUCUGCUACUCCUCUGCCAUUGUUCCCCAGAUGUUGGCUGUGCUGUGGGAACGUGGUGCAGUCAUCUCCCAAGCUCGCUGUGCAACCCAGUUCUUUCUCUUUACCUUCUUUGCUUCCAUUGACUGCUACCUCUUGGCAAUCAUGGCCUAUGACCGCUAUGUGGCCGUAUGCCGCCCCCUGCUCUAUGUCACCAUCAUGACUGAGAAAGCCCGUGUGGGCUUAGUAUCUGCGGCUUACGUUGCUGGUUUUACCAGUGGCUUCGUUCGAACAGUCACGGCCUUCACUCUCUCCUUUUGUGGAAACAAUGAGAUCAACUUCAUUUUUUGUGACCUCCCUCCUCUAUUAAAACUCACCUGUGGUGACAGCUACACCCAAGAAAUGGUUAUUAUUGCAUUCGCCAUUUUUGUCAUGCCCGUUUGUAUACUGGUGAUCUUGGUGUCCUACCUGUUUAUCAUCAUGGCCGUCAUGCGGAUCCGCUCGGCUGGCGGCAGGGCCAAGACCUUUUCUACCUGUGCCUCCCACCUCACUGCUGUUGCUCUCUUCUUUGGUACUCUCAUCUUCAUGUACCUGCGAGAUAACUCAGACCAGUCCUCAGAUGGAGACAGAGUAAUAUCUGUACUCUACACGGUGGUGACGCCAAUGCUGAAUCCCCUCAUCUAUAGUCUGAGGAAUAAAGAAGUAAAGGAGGCUGUUAUAAAAUCGCUGAGCAGAUCAAAGCUUUCUAAGAGGGCCUAA
Messenger RNA from Tupaia belangeri chinensis (Chinese tree shrew), 945 nucleotides. RefSeq names its product olfactory receptor 9Q2. Gene Ontology annotation, molecular function: G protein-coupled receptor activity; olfactory receptor activity. The record is from RefSeq and is a predicted model, not a curated record. Gene Ontology annotation, biological process: G protein-coupled receptor signaling pathway. Gene Ontology annotation, cellular component: membrane. NCBI's taxonomy places the organism in Eukaryota, Metazoa, Chordata, Mammalia, Scandentia, Tupaiidae. Bases 1 to 945 code for a protein of 314 amino acids. The transcript has a single exon.